CAGCAGCGAGAGAGCACAGAGGACAAGUGCCUGGCCGUGCUGAAGAUGCUGGUGAGCAAGGGAGAUCCUGAGGCGAAAUACACAGAAGUGGAAACUCUUGGCAAAGGGGGUUUCGGCACUGUGUGCAUGGCAGUGGAGUCUGCCACAGGAGAAGAGGUGGCCAUCAAGAAAAUUAGUCUCCUGCAAGAGAGCAGCAGUGAGCUGUGCCUGAAUGAAAUCCAGGUCAUGCGUGGCACUAAGAAUGCCAACCUUGUGAACUAUGUAGACAGGUGA
This is a messenger RNA of Passer domesticus (house sparrow), 273 nucleotides long. Its product is annotated as serine/threonine-protein kinase PAK 3-like. Gene Ontology annotation, biological process: protein phosphorylation; regulation of MAPK cascade; intracellular signal transduction. Gene Ontology annotation, molecular function: ATP binding; protein serine/threonine kinase activity. The record is from RefSeq and is a predicted model, not a curated record. The coding region runs from base 46 to 273 and encodes 75 amino acids. The transcript has 4 exons. Gene Ontology annotation, cellular component: cytoplasm. Lineage: Eukaryota; Metazoa; Chordata; Aves; Passeriformes; Passeridae.